GAUUGUUGACUUGAAAUUUAUGUCACUGUGGCUGCAAAAAAACGCAUUACUACUGAAAGAAACAUAUGCCAUUAUCAAAUUGAUGUAGAUUUACCGGAGGAGGAUUUUGAAAGUGAUGUGUCAACGCCGCUUUUGCCUGAUCGUCGCAAACGUUGUUUGAAGAAAAGAAGUACACAAGAAAUAAUGGCCGACAAAAUUACCGAAUUUGGCUAUAACAUUGCCCGUAAAUAUCGCAAGUUCCAGCGCGAGUACAAACUGCUAGAUGCCUCUUACGACAUUGAACUUGGUCCAGUUCGAAAAAGGCGCGGCUCUUCAGCAGACGAAGAAAUGGGUCAAUCGGGCUCCAAAUCUGGCGUUCGGAACAAUCGAGAGUUCUACAUAGGCGAAGAAAACAACCCACGAGUUCAAGAACAGUCUACAAAUUUCUGCACAAAUCGAAUUCGAACUACAAAAUACACUUUCUAUUCAUUUAUUCCAAAAUAUUUCCUAGAGCAGUUUAGAAAAGCAGCCAAUUGUUUUUUCCUCCUGGUGUCUCUGUUACAAAUCAUUCCAGGAGUUUCGCCCACUGGUCAGUUCACAACACUAGCGCCUCUGUCUAUCAUUUUGUUUCUGACUGCUCUGAAGGAGAUCUUUGAGGAUCUGAGUCGUAUGAAGCAAGACCGAGAUGUGAAUGACCGAAAAGUGCAAGUUCUGACCAAAGAAGAUAAAGGUGGAGAAGUGUACAAGUAUGGGUGGAAAGUGACCAAUUGGGACAAGUUGAAAGUAGGAGACAUAGUUCAGAUCAGGACUGAGAACAAAGCAGAGGCCAAUCUGUCUGGCUCCAAACUCACCCCUGAUAUACCGGCCGAUCUGCUCAUUCUUGCCACAAGUGAACUGGAAACAGGAACAUGUACAAUUACGACUAAAAAUCUAGACGGAGAGACGAAUCUAAAAAGCAAGAGUUCAGUCUCUUAUACGCACAAUCUGCUAAUUGAACAGCUGCCUCACUCUGCAAUCAAAAGUGGCUCCGACCCAGAAGACGAAGAGGGUAUAUCCUCUAUGGUCAGUGGGGGAGUCUCAACAGUGGACUCUGAACUAGAGGUGCUUGGCGAUGCCCGCUUUGUGAUCAUGUGUGAGUGUCCGAAUAAGAACAUGGCGGUGUUCAAGGGACAGCUGCAGGAUCUAACCAACUCAGCCGUGGCAGCUGGGAAGGAUGAGGAACAUGCAUUGGCUACAUCAUCACUAAUGGGAGCAGAUGCGACGGGCUCAUCUAAAGCCACUGGUAUAGACACAGAUGCAGGACCUGGCGCCGCCUCUACUUCGACAGGGGAGGCAAUCUCGCUUAGCAUAGACAAUCUACUGUUGAGAGAGUGUAGACUGGAGAAUACUGAGUGGGUGGUAGCAUGUGUCAUCUACACUGGACCAGAAGCUAAAAUAUCACUGAACAACAAACCUCCUCCUCUAAAACAGUCUUCUCUGGAGAAAAUCACAAAUGUCCAGAUCUACUUCAUCUUCGCCAUGAUGUUGACAAUCGCCCUAGUGUGUUUCACUGGAUACCUGGUGUGGGAACGCAUGAAGGAGUCAGAUAUCUCGCCUUACAUCCCAGACAAGUCAUACACUGCGGUAUUUGACAGUGAAGUGGCCACUGUGUUGCUAGUCUAUGCCACUUUCUUCAUCCUAUUCAACAAUCUAGUCCCCAUAUCUCUUAUGUUCACGGUUGAGAUGGUGAAGAUUGUGCAGGCAUACUUCAUCAACUCAGAUCCUCUGAUGGUGUUUAACCUGAUCAAAGCGAGGGCGAGGACAUCCAAUCUGAAUGAUGAGUUGGGCAGGAUCAAACACGUGUUCAGUGACAAGACAGGUACUCUCACCCAGAACAAGAUGCAGUUCAAAAAGUGUUAUGUCGCAGAGACACCCUACGACACAGACACAGAUCUGAACAAGAAGUUCGCACUUGAGCAUUUCAACGUGUACCCUUCUGGAGGUCUGCAUGAGUUCCUUGUAAUGAUGGCCAGCUGCAACAGUGUCACGCCAAACGACAAAGCGAACCAAGGCUUCAUCUCCAGUUCCCCAGACGAGCACGCAUUAGUGCUAGGAGCAAAAUCCCUAGGUUACACUCUGAAAUCGCGAGGAAAGAACGGAUCAACUGUAGAAUUACCGGACGGAUCUCAAACUAAACUAAAGGAGUUACACGUUGUGCCUUUUGACAGCAACAGAAAACGGAUGUCACUUAUAUUCAAAAAUGUAUCAGAUUCCGCAGGAAGUGGAGAGUAUAAGAUAUUCACAAAAGGAGCCGAUAUGACAAUGUUGGAUAAACUAACGUCGAAAUCCUUGAAGAGUUACAAUAGUAAGAGCUUGCAGCAGGUUAAUGAGUAUUCAAAGCAGGGGUUGAGAGUGUUGCUCUUUGCAAGUAGGACUCUGACAUCGGAUGAAGUUAUUAAUCUGGACACUAUUCUGGGAAAGUUAUCAGAUCCGAAGACCACGCAAGAGGAGAAGUUCAUUUUGGACCGUGACUAUGAGGACGUGGUCAAACAACUGGAGUCCCAACUGGAUCUGGUGGGUGUGUCUGCUGUGGAGGAUAAACUACAGGAUGGAGUGCCAGAGUGUAUUGCCGCAUUGAGAGCAGCCGACAUCAAUGUAUGGAUGCUCACUGGUGAUAAGCUGGAAACUGCAUUCGAAAUAGCCUACUCGUGCCAUCUAUUCUCAAGUGAUUCUAACAGUUUCACAUCUCACAAACUGGAGGCAAAGCCAGGAGACACAAAAGAUGAUAUACUUCAUGAGAUAAGUAGAAUAUCCAGUGAAAUACACUCCAAGCACACUUCGGCACAACAGGAGCAUGGACUCAUUUUCGAAGGGUCCAUUUUGAAGACCUUGGAGUUCUCACCUAAGAAUGUGGAAAUCAGCCAAGCGCUGUACAACUUCACUUGCAACUUCAAAUCAGUGGCCGCCUGCAGACUGGAGCCCCUGCAGAAGGCUGAGUUGGUGGAGAUGACUCAGACUCUGGCCAAGGGAGAGAUCACUCUGGCUAUUGGGGACGGGGCCAGGCGAAGAGGGUCUGCAAGCAGUUUUGGCCAGUGACUACUCCAUAGCCCAAUUCUGUUUCCUCAGUCGCCUCCUCUUCAUCCAUGGGGCUUUCUCAUACCAGAGAGUGUCCAAGACCAUCCUCUACUCAUUUUACAAAAACAUCACCCUCUACUUCAUCAAUUUCUGGUACCAGUUCACCUGUGGCUUCACUGGCCAGUCCGUGUUUGACAAAGUGACUCUGUCUCUGUACAACAUAUUGUUCACCUCCCUGCCUCUGAUGAGUCUGGGACUGCUGGACAGACCAGUGACAGAGGAGCAGAUGAUGAAAAAUGUAUUCCUCUACAGGACUUCCCAGUACUCGCUCAAGUUCAACGCUAAGGUGUUCUGGAUGUGGGCUCUCAAUGCACUUGCGCACUCUCUUUUCAUAUUUCUCAUCUGUUUGGCAGCCACGGGAGGUGACACAGUACUCCAAGAUGCCCACGCAACAGGCAUUCUCUCAUUCGGAGAAGUGAUCUACACAGCUGUGAUACUAGUAGUAACAUGCAAACUAGUCCUGGUGACCAACACCUUCUUCGCCCUCACAAUAGCCCUGGUAGUCCUCUUUGGAAUAGUGGCCUGGACUGGCUGGUUCGUGUUUUCCAGUUACCUCAUGGCGUCCAGUCUGCAAGCCACCUACGGCUUCUUCCAAAUGCUGGUGCCCUCUGCAUAUUUCUGGAUGACAGUCAUUUUAGCCACUGUAGUUGCCUUGUACAGAGAUAUUGCCUACAAAUGCCUUAAAAUCCACUUCUAUCCCUCUCUCGAAGACUGUGUCAGAAGGGGCAUAUCUCCCAGGAACUGCAAACGGUUUGGGAAAAAUGAACCUCCUCUGAAGUUCUCAUCCAUAGACGACAAUAACCAACAACAGUCUGACAAGUUUGAAAAAACCCCUAACACUACAUCAACAAACUCGCAGUGCAGGCGGCGCAGAUUGGGUAGCAUCGAACGGGGGGAUGCAACGUCCCCCUACCCCGCCACAAGAGGAGCAAAGGAGGGGGAUCAACUAGGCCAUGGUGGCUUGAUGCCAAGUCGCAGCAACAGUUUCAUAAGCAAUAGUUGCACUAGCUCGACGUCAGCUCUUAUGAAUUCUGGACCCUGAUGUGGAAAUGGCAUUCACCAAGAGAUUCCACUCUCCUAGCAACCGUCAGCUUCCCCCAUUGCCAAGGCGACCGAUGCCCCCGAACCCAAUUUGAAAAAAAAAGCUACACAGCAUAACGCAGAUAAUUAUUUCACCCGAAUCAUCUCCCAGACGGGACUCUGCUUAUUUGCCUCAUUAGCCGGUUUAAAUUAGAUCAAUUAUUUAUUUUCAGCUUGCUUAGUGUUGAAUUUAUUUCAUUUUCUCAAUCUCAGACUCUAUUCUAAAUAGUACUCGACUUACUUACAUAUCUCUGAUUGCUAACUGUACGAAAUAAUGAGAUUAUUGUUUGAAACAUAGUUAAUUUAUUUGAACCACAGAAUUCAAUUGCAAAAUGUUUUGCUUUG
Symsagittifera roscoffensis is the source of this 4518-nucleotide messenger RNA. Its product is annotated as probable phospholipid-transporting ATPase IA. Gene Ontology annotation, molecular function: ATP binding; ATP hydrolysis activity; magnesium ion binding. The record is from RefSeq and is a predicted model, not a curated record. Lineage: Eukaryota; Metazoa; Xenacoelomorpha; Acoela; Convolutidae. Gene Ontology annotation, cellular component: plasma membrane. Gene Ontology annotation, biological process: phospholipid translocation.